Molecule: messenger RNA, 507 nt
Organism: Necator americanus (New World hookworm)
Lineage: Eukaryota; Metazoa; Nematoda; Chromadorea; Rhabditida; Ancylostomatidae
Exons: 1
Coding region: 1-507 (168 amino acids)
Source: RefSeq, a predicted model, not a curated record
AUGGAAAAGAACAUCUGCUAUCGGCAACGAAGGAGAAAAGAAGUCGUCUACGACGAUUGCGUAUUCGAGGACUCCUUGUCCCAAGGUGACUGGCACAUCGACGAGGACCCAUUUGUAGACUACGAGAUGCUGCUCGGAGGAUUACGAGCCUGUGCUGAGCGUAUCUCGAAGCCGCGCACAACAAACUUGGAUCGAAUUUCGAAGAUCACCAAGGAGUUGUUGGAAAGAAGAAGGACUUUGAGGCUUGAUCCAAAUUCCUUGCUUAGCGAGGACGGGACUCGCACGUCUUCACGUCGUGAGAUGGAAAUCAUUACGGAGAGGUUCUACUCGAACCUUUUCCGUUCAUCAACUCUUGCGUCAAGCCCGAUCAUCCCCAGUGGUGAAGCUCCACCACGGAUUCUCCCUUCGGAAAUACGAGCCGCUAUCAAGAGCAUGAAACCUGGCACCGCCCCCGGACCGGAUUUUAUAUUAGCAGACUUCGGGCUGGUGGCCAUCCACUUCAUGUAA